UCAUACCCUCUGCACUCCUUUCCUCUGCACAUUACUCUCAUACCCUCCACACACUCCUCUCCUGUACAUAGAGCCCACUGUUAUGCUCUCCACAGUCCCCUCCUGUAUAUGCUGCCCACUGUCAUGCCCUCCACAUUUCCCCCCUGUAUAUACUAUUCACUGUCAUACCGUCUGCACUUCCCUCCUGUACAUACUGCUCACUGUCAUACCCUCUACACUCCUCUCCUGUACAUACUGCCCACUCUCAUACCGUCUACACUCCUCUCCUGUACAUGCUGCCCACUCUCAUACGUCUGCACUUCCCUCCUGUACAUACUGCCCACAGUCAUGACUUCCACACUCCCCUCCUGUCCUCCACACUCCCCUCCUGUACAUGCUGCCCACUGUCAUGCACUCCACACUUCCCUCCUGUAUAUACUGUCCACUGUCAUACCAUCUGCACUCCCCUCCUGUACAUACUGCCAACUGUCAUACUGUCUGCACUCCUCUACUGUACAUACUGCUCACUGUCAUACCCUCCACACUCUUCUCCUGUACAUACUGCCCACUCUCAUACCGUCUGCACUCCUCUCUUGUACAUACUGCUCACUGUCAUACCCUUCACACUCCUCUCCUGUACAUACUGCCCACUGUCAUACCCUUCACACUCCUUUCCUGUACAUAUUGCCCACUGUCAUACCCUUCACACUCCUCUACUGUACAUACUGCUCACUGUCAUACCCUCCACACUCCUCUCCUGUAUAUAUUGCCCACCGGCAUACCCUCCACACUCCUCCCCUAGAA
Messenger RNA from Staurois parvus, 783 nucleotides. Lineage: Eukaryota; Metazoa; Chordata; Amphibia; Anura; Ranidae. The record is from the annotation of a GenBank genome assembly.